Molecule: messenger RNA, 244 nt
Organism: Closterium sp. NIES-65
Lineage: Eukaryota; Viridiplantae; Streptophyta; Zygnematophyceae; Desmidiales; Closteriaceae
Source: the annotation of a GenBank genome assembly
GCUGUGGGAGCGCCAUGUGGGGUGUGCAUCGUUCCACGCACGCCACCGCCACCUCAUCAACCGCUUCAGAGACCCCCUCGCUUGGCCGCCCAACCCCUCCCUGCAGGACCCCACCGAGCCAUCGUGCAACCGAAUGAGAUUGCGCCACGUCACCGUCUUCGUUGUCCCCACCAAUUCCUCAUGGUUCGAUGCGGGCAGCAUUGAGGGAUAUUAUUUCUGCCCGAGGUGCCGAAUGACAUGCCAG